Molecule: messenger RNA, 5913 nt
Organism: Arvicola amphibius (Eurasian water vole)
Lineage: Eukaryota; Metazoa; Chordata; Mammalia; Rodentia; Cricetidae
Gene: Wdr90
Product: WD repeat domain 90
Cellular component (GO): centriole
Molecular function (GO): protein binding
Source: RefSeq, a predicted model, not a curated record
GGAAGCGCGAGCUGUAGCGCCAUGGCUGGCGGUAGCGGUGCCUCGGCGCGCUGUCGUCUGGUCUCGCGUCCCGGGAGUCCCGGGUCCGAGGUUCCCCCUGCGUCACUGACUAUUCGUCGCGCGGAAGCCCGUCCCGCGGGCGGAGGCGAAGGGGCGCGGCGCGCUGCCCAAGACCGGUGCUCAGGCGGCCUUCCUUCUGCAGCCUGGCAGCACCCAUUUCUCAACGUAUUCAGACACUUCAGGGUGGAUGAGUGGAAACGGUCCAGCAAAGAGGGAGAUGUGGCCAUGGUGACGGACAAGAUCCUGAAGAGCGCCGUGUAUCGCAUCCGUGGAUCGGUCUCUGCCAGCAACUACAUCCAGCUCCCUAGAACCAGCACCCAGUCUCUGGGGCUGACUGGGCGGUACUUGUAUGUGCUUUUCCGGCCCCUGCCUACCAAGCACUUUGUCAUUCACCUGGAUGUGUCCACCGAGGACGGCCAGGUCAUCCGUGUGUCUUUCUCCAACCUCUUUAAGGAGUUCAAGUCCUCUGCCACAUGGCUUCAGUUCCCCUUUGUCUUCGAGACUAAGACGCCCAGAAGAGGUGGAGACACCUGGUUCAGGAGGGACAUUGAAGGCCUAGGACGGGAUGACCUGGCAGGGGUAGCGCCUCCUAAUGCCCGCUGGACCUGCCUGCAGCUGGACCUGCGUGACAUUCUGAUGGUCUACCUGAGCCGACACUAUGGCCACCUUAAGAGCAUCAGGCUGUGUGCCAGCCUACUAGUCAGAAAUCUCUACACCAGUGAUGUGUGCUUUGACCCCGCUGUCACCGUCACUGAGGCCCGGCGUGCAAAGUUGCCUGUCAACCCUGUGCCUCGAGAAAUGGCCUUCCCAGUGCCCAAAGGAGAGAGUUGGCAUGACCAUUACAUCCACAUUCGGUUUCCAAGCGAUGGCUCAAAAGCGCCUUAUAAGCAGGUUGAGAAGAGCCGUUCCCCUCCACAGGCAGGGCGUGUGUCACGGUGCCUGCCUCAUCCAAAGGUCUUUGGCAAACCUUUACAGAGCAGUAGGUCCCCUGUGGUCCAGAUAUCUAGUCCCAUCUUGCCCUGCAAGGUCCCCUCAGUACCCAGACUCCUUCCAGAUGUCAGCCUGACCUACAAACAUCCAGAGGUCUCCAGUGUCACUGCCUCCAGCGUCCCUGGCCAACAUCCUUCCGCCUGGGACGAGACCACCGAUGCCCACGCGGUGGGCGGUGGCAAACAUGUGCUGGCCAACAAAUCAUCUGGGGUGCCCAUGGCCCUUGAGGACCUUGGCUCCUGUAAGCUCUUCCUCCCAGACCCAGUCCUGAGGCUCAAGGGAGUCAUCGGUUUUGGGGGUCACAGCACCCAAUGGGCCCUGUGGACCAAAGAUGGCAUGGCUGUUGUCUACCCCUGUCAUGCAGUCAUCAUCGUCCUACAGGUUGAUACUAGACAGCAGAGAUUUUUCCUUGGCCACACAGACAAGGUCUCUGCCCUGGCCCUUGAUGGGAAUGAUGCACUGCUAGCCUCAGCCCAAGUGCAGCCUCCCAGCAUGGUGCGUCUCUGGGACUUCCAGACUGGAGGAUGCCUGUCCCUCUUCCGCAGCCCGCUGCACACCAUCUGUUCCCUCAGCUUCUCUGGCAGUGGGGCGCUCCUCUGCGGUGUGGGCAAAGACAGACAUGGAAGGACGGUGGUAGUGGCCUGGGGCACAGACCAGGUGGGCCUUGGUGGUGAGGUAGCAGUCCUUGCGAAGGUGCAUACUGACUUUGAUAUUCAGACCUUCCGGAUUGCCUCUUUCGAUGAAACCAGGAUGGCCUCAUGUGGUCGGGGCAGUGUACGGCUGUGGCGACUGCGGGGUGGUGCUCUCCGUUCCUGUGCUGUGGACCUAGGAGAGUAUUGUGCACUGGAACUCACUGACCUCGCCUUUGCACAUGCCCUGGAUGGCCCCUGGGCGCCCUCGGACAGCAUACUCUUUGUGUGUAGCCAUAGCGGCCACAUCCUGGAGAUUGACCAUCAGCGCAUGGCUGUGCAGCACAUCCGCCGCUUGCUGCCCACACAGUCCCCUGGGGUUCCGCUCACUGAGAAGCAGAACUUCAGCUUGGGGUCCGGCAUUGCCAUCAGCAGCCUCAGUGUCUCUCCUGCCACAUGUGCUGUGGGCUCAGAGGAUGGCUACCUGCGACUCUGGCCCCUGGACUUUUCCUCAGUGCUCCUAGAGGCUGAACAUGACGGCCCUGUGAGUUCAGUCUCCUUUAGUCCCGAUGGCCUGCGGGUGCUGUCCACCACUACUUCAGGACACCUGGGCUUCCUUGAUGUCCCCUCCCGGGAGUAUACUGUGCUGGCACGCUCCCACAUGGCACCAGUGCUGGCGCUUUCUACAGAACAGAACCGGAGACAGUUGGCCACUGUGUCCUUUGACCACACUGUCCGUAUUUGGGACCUGACUACCCUCCAACAGCUGUAUGACUUCUCGUCCUCUGAGGAAACCCCUUGUGCUGUUGCUUUCCACCCCACACUGCCAAACUUCUUCUGUGGCUUCAUCAGUGGGGCUGUGCGCUCCUUCAGCUUGGAGAACUCUGGAGUCCUAGUAGAACACACGCGUCACCGAGGGGCCAUCACCAGCCUGGUCAUCACCCCUGACGGCAGAUUCCUGUUCAGCUCCUGCUCUCAGGGCUCCCUGGUCCAGUACAACUGUGCUGUCUCCCGAUGCUGCGUCCUACGUGUGGCAGCCAACAUGGUAUGUCAGGAUGGCGGCCACAACCCCAAUAUCCUGGCAGUCAGUGGAGACAGCUGCCGGCUGGCCUUUGUGGGCCCCUCUAAGUGCAUGGUGACAGUCAUGGAGUCAGUCUCCUUGGACGAGCUACUACAUGUUGAUAUCAGCACCCUCAACCUGGCCAGCAACCACCUGGACUGGGCUGUGGCCGUCUGCUUCAGCCCUGGGGACUCAGACCAUCUGCUGGUGUCUACAUCCUCUAACAAGGUUGUGGUACUGGAUGCUGUGUCGGGACACACUAUCCGGAAGUUUUCCAGUGUCCGCUCCAGAGCCUGCUCCUCCCUGGCUCUUAGUGAGGAUGCUCGUUUGCUGCUGGCAGCCACUGGCCGGACCAUUACAGUGUGGGAUUAUCCAACACAGGCGAACCCCAGCUGCCAGGUUUACAUUGGCCACUCAGAGCCUGUGCGUGUUGUAGCCUUCACCCCUGAUCAGCAGCAGGUCCUCAGCGCGGGGGAUGCCAUCUUCCUCUGGGACGUCCUGGCCACCCCUGAGAGUGACCAAAGUGAACCUGGGGCACCUGCAGUCCAUGAGGCUGGCUCCAGUGUAGGACAGCUGGAGGACCUGGCAUCUGGGGCCAGUGGACUCCCUCGGCAGCAAGUGCCCAUACCAUCUCAGGCAUCACCACCCCCACUGAGUAUCCAUGACAGACCCCUCGAAGGCAGUGCUGGCACCUUUUCCUUUUCCACAUCGGAUGAGGAAGGGCUCUGUGAGGAGAACCAUGAUGUUUCUGAGGCAUUCCUCCAAGCCCAGGCACCGACCCCACCUGUGCUUGGAGAGGGAGAAGCCAGUGGAGCUGGGGAUGGUCCUCGGGAGACUGAAAAGGGUUCUUGGGCACCAGCUGUAGUUCAUCAUAGCCAGACAAGUGAAUGGAGCCUUCGGAGAGUAAAGACUGGGCUCCCAACCCGUCCAGAUUCCUACAAACACUUCACAGCUCGAUAUAAGGCCUCUACACGGGUCAAGAGUGUCUCCUACCCUCCUGUUGGCAGGGAGCAGCUGCGACUGAAGACUGUUGUGGGCUACAAUGGAAACGGGCGGGCCAACAUGGUCUGGAGGCCCAAUACAGGCUUCUUUGCCUACACAUGUGGUCGACUGGUGGUGGUGGAGGACCUGCAUUCUGGCACCCAGCGACACUGGCUUGGCCACCCCCAAGAGAUCUCUACUCUGGCGCUCAACCAGGAUGGCCAGGUCCUGGCCUCUGCCUCCUGCUGUGGCGGCACAGCUGCCCUCUGCCAGAUCCGCAUUUGGGAUGUCCCUAAGGGCGUCUGUCAGCACCUCCUUUCCCACCAUGACACAGCUGUGCAGGCUCUGACCUUCUCCCCCGAUGAUGAGUUCCUUUUGACCCUGGGGGACUAUGCUGACCUCACCCUUGCCCUGUGGAGUAUGGCUACCUAUGAACUCCUGUCAUCCACUCGCCUCCCAGAGCCUGUGCAUGGGGUAGCCUUCAACCCCUGGGAUGCCAAUGAACUCAUCUGUGUGGGCACAAGUGCCAUUACCUUCUGGCUCCUACAGCACCAUGGGACAGAUACCAGCUUCCAGGUACAUCGGGAACCAGUCCCUGAGGAAUUGGGGGCUUCUGAGUUGACCUCACUCUGCUACGGGGCCAGCCCCCUGCUCUACUGUGGCUCCAGCUCUGGCCAGGUCUGUGUCUGGGACACUGGCACUGGCCGCUGCUUCCUGGCCUGGGAGGCUGAUGAAGGCGAGAUUGGAGUGCUGCUGUGCUCGGGUUCAAGACUGGUCAGUGGCAGUAACACAAGAAGGCUGCGUCUUUGGGCUGUGGGCAUUGUGCCAGAGCUGAGGCGCAAGGGUUCAAGUGCCAGAUCCAGUUCUGUGUUCAUGGAGCGUGAGCUGACCCUGGAUGGGGCUGUUGUGAGUGCCAGCUUUGACAGUAGCAUGGAUAUGGGUGUAGUGGGCACCACAGCUGGCACACUCUGGUACAUCAGCUGGACAGAGGGCACUAGCACCCGCCUCAUCAGUGGCCACAGGAGCAAGGUGAAUGAGGUGGUCUUCAGCCCCAGCGAGUCUCACUGUGCCACCUGUGGCGAGGAUGGGAGCGUGAGGGUGUGGUCUUUGGCCAGCAUGGAGUUGGUGAUCCAGUUCCAAGUGCUGAACCAGAGCUGCCUCUGCCUUGCGUGGACCCCCCCAUCCUGUGGACACCGAGAGCAGCAGCAGGUGGUGGCAGGCUACAGUGAUGGCACACUUCGAGUCUUCAGCAUCUCUCGCACUGCAAUGGAGCUCAAGAUGCACCCCCACCGGACUGCUCUGACAGCCAUUGCCUUCUCCACUGAUGGUCAGACCAUCCUAUCUGGAGACAAGGAUGGACUUGUGGCUAUAAGCCGCCCCUGCACAGGAAUGACCUUCCGUGUACUCAGUGACCACCAGGGUGCUCCAAUCUCUGCUAUCCAGAGCACAAGCAAAGAGUAUGGAGACCUAGGGGUAGAGGGUGCUGACCUAUGGCUGGCUGCGAGCGGGGACCAGCGGGUCAGCAUCUGGGCCUCUGACUGGCUGCAGGACCGCUGUGAACUCUUGGAGUGGUUGAGUUUUCCUGCACCUGCCACCUCAGAGACUUUAGGCCUCCUGCCCCCCUCUCUUGCUGCCUUCUGCCCUUGGGAUAGGGCGAUAUUGGUGUGCGUGGGCCUUGGUGCACAUGAAGAGGUGGUCUUUUACAGCCUCCGCCAAAAGCAGGUAGUGCAGAAGACACCGCUGCCCUUCUUUGCCAUGUCGUUGAGCCUGUCCCCAGGGGCCCAGCUCAUGGUGGUUGGAUUUGCUGAAUGCAUGCUGAGGCUCCUAGACUGUGUGUCAGGGACUGCCCAGGACUUUGAAGGCCAUGAUGACUCAGUACACCUGUGUAGGUUCACCCCAUCUGGCAGACUGCUCUUCACAGCUGCACACAAUGAGAUCCUGGUGUGGGAAGUCACCAGCCCUGAACUCUUGCUAGGAACAUAGGCUGCGGAUUGCUGCAUGCUGAACCAGGAUGGCUGGGACAGACUUCAGAACUACACUGUUUUGAAUGUGUGAGGACAUGGAUUUGAUCCCCAGAGCCAUUCCAGAACACACAAAAGACAGCAUACUGGGAAGGUUUUUCACACAAAGGUUGUUUUAUUGUUUUUAUUUUGUACAGUUUAAAUAAAUAAAAGCUGGCAUUUGUUAUAUCGA